AGUAAAUGUUAAGGUACCUCGUCAGAUGUGGGUAACUGCUUCGUGUGGAGGUCGUGUUUCAACAAUAGAUAUUUAAGCGGUUCUUUUUUCAGCACUAAAAACGCUAGCUCGUUUCCUUCAGCAGCUUGCCACAAACCUAAAGGUGCUAAAGUUGAUGUACCAUCGCGACCUCUCUGAGUAACUGCUUUGACAACUCAUCUACAACAUUACUGAUGGCUCACCUAUAAGGCUUAUUGGCAUUCAGUUUUACAUUACUUUGGCAGUUUCUGCCACUGUAACGGUGAUUUAUUUUACAUUCUCUAAUGUGGCAGGGGUAUGGCAGAGCUGCAGAAAAAGGGAGAACCGUUGCCCGAAGAUGUUGAUACAGAUGACUGUCUGACUUCAUACACACACAUCUACAGUCCAAAUUUACUAAAGGAUCAGGUUGCUUUUAUCACGGGUGGUGGAUCUGGAAUUGGACUCAGGAUAGCUGAAAUCUUCAUGAGGCAUGGCUGUGACACAGUGAUUGCCAGCAGGAACUUGGACAAGCUCAAAGAGGCAGCUAAAAAGCUGUCUGCUGUGUCAGGACGCCGCUGUCUCCCUUUGUGUAUGGAUGUGAGGAAGCCUGAGAGCAUUGCAGCAGCUGUGGAUGAGACACUGAGAGAGUUGGGCCGUAUAGAUAUCCUUAUUAACAAUGCUGCUGGAAACUUCCUCUGCCCGGCUACCUCACUCUCCUUCAAUGCCUUCAAGACAGUAAUGGAGAUAGACACUAUGGGUACAUUCAACACCAGCAAAGUGGUUUAUGAGAAGUGGUUCAAGGAUCAUGGUGGCAACAUAGUGAACAUCUCUGCAACACUUGGAUACAAGGGGCAGGUCCUCCAGGUGCAUGCAGGCUCUGCUAAGGCUGCAAAUGAUGCUAUGACCAAGCACCUGGCUGUGGAGUGGGGCCCCAGUGGGGUGAGAGUCAAUGCUGUGGCUCCAGGUCCUAUCUCUGGCACAGAGGGAUUCCGCAGACUGGGUGGCCCUAUAGGGGAGGCUGCUGGUGCCCUCCAGUCUAUUCCUUUGCAGCGAGCAGGCAACAAGACAGAGAUGGCCCACUGCACUCUUUUCUUGGCCAGCCCGGCAUCCUCAUAUGUGACUGGAGCCAUCCUGGUGGCGGAUGGUGGGGCGUGGUUGACCUCAGCCAAUGACAUCUCCAUGCUGUUGGGUAUAGCCUCCUCUAAAUCCGCUAAACUGUGAAUAGGGGCUCUCCUGUCCUCCUCCUGACCCAGGUUAUUGGUCAUCUGAAAAGAAAUGAAACAAGUUAAUGCUUAAAACGAGGAAUUUAUGGGCCGUCUACAGUACUGAUGUGCUAAAUAUACAGUGUUUGUGGUGUAUCUCAACCACUGCUGUCUGAAGAGUGUAUUGAUAAGUGGCUGUAGGAGUUGAAAACUAACAUAGUAUACCUACUGUAUUAUAUGUGUUUACAAUCUUAGUAGUGGAUAACAUAUAUAACAAUUCAGGGAUUUUUUCACUCACUACAGUGCUGUUUAAAAUGAUCAUGCAUUUCAUGCACAGUCAUGUUUAUCACAUGCCAUUUCAUGUGGUUUUCCAGUACCUCUCAGUUAUUAACAUUAAAUAAUUGGUUAAUAAUGUC
Xiphias gladius (swordfish) is the source of this 1615-nucleotide messenger RNA. RefSeq names its product 2,4-dienoyl CoA reductase 2, peroxisomal (gene decr2). NCBI's taxonomy places the organism in Eukaryota, Metazoa, Chordata, Actinopteri, Istiophoriformes, Xiphiidae. Gene Ontology annotation, biological process: fatty acid catabolic process. Bases 316 to 1218 code for a protein of 300 amino acids. The transcript has 11 exons. Gene Ontology annotation, molecular function: 2,4-dienoyl-CoA reductase (NADPH) activity. The record is from RefSeq and is a predicted model, not a curated record.